Molecule: messenger RNA, 975 nt
Organism: Pestalotiopsis fici W106-1
Lineage: Eukaryota; Fungi; Ascomycota; Sordariomycetes; Amphisphaeriales; Sporocadaceae
Product: Solute carrier family 25 member 38
Exons: 2
Coding region: 1-975 (324 amino acids)
Biological process (GO): glycine import into mitochondrion
Cellular component (GO): mitochondrion; mitochondrial inner membrane
Molecular function (GO): glycine transmembrane transporter activity
Source: RefSeq, a predicted model, not a curated record
AUGCGUCUUCUUCAAUCCUUUCACUUUGUAGCCGGACUGUGCUCCGGCACCCUGGGCGCCGUUCUCCUACAGCCCAUCGACCUGCUCAAGACCCGCGUACAACAGUCGGGCUCGCAGUCGAUUCGGACCACGAUCCGCGAGAUUGCCAAGUCGCCCAAUGCUGUUGCCGCCUUCUGGCGCGGCACCGUGCCCUCGACGCUGCGCACCGGCUUUGGCUCCGCCGUCUACUUCACCACCCUGAGCACAAUCCGGCAGCAUGCGACGCCCCUCGCCCUCGCCGCUUCUUCCUCGUCUGCCUCGUCUUCCUCGUCCGGUCGCUACUCGUCGUCCUCAUCCCUCCCAAAGCUGUCCAACACGGCCAAUUUGCUCUCGGGCGCCUUUGCCCGUGCCUUUGCCGGCUUCCUGCUCAUGCCCUUGACCAUUCUCAAGGUCCGCUACGAGUCCAACCUGUACUCGUACACGUCGCUGGCCGGUGCCGCGCGUGACAUAUAUCAGAAGGAGAGGAUACGCGGCUUCUUUGCCGGCUACGGAGCCACCGCGGUUCGCGAUGCGCCACACGCUGGGCUCUACGUCCUCUUCUAUGAACAAUUCAAGAAGCGGCUUAGCAAGAUCUAUGGGCGGAGCAAGGGUGUCGCUGCUGUCGACGGAGCGCAGGCAUCUUCCAACAUGACCUCUUCCCUGGCGGCCACGAUCAAUUUCAGCUCCGGGGCCAUGGCAAGCGCCACGUGCUCCUUUAUCACGAACCCCUUUGAUGCCGUCAAGACGCGAAUCCAGCUUCAGCCGCACGAAUACCGGAAUACUCUUCAGGCUAUGAGCAAAAUGAUCACAGAGGAGGGCGUGCGGUCACUAUAUGACGGACUGGCACUGCGGCUCACGCGGAAAGCCAUCAGUUCGGCGCUGGCCUGGAUGUUGUAUGAAGAAAUUAUUCGAAGAGCAGAGACUACAUUGAGCCGCAAUGUAAGCGGUCAGGUAUAA